This is a messenger RNA of Hylaeus volcanicus, 5608 nucleotides long. RefSeq lists its product as uncharacterized. The record is from RefSeq and is a predicted model, not a curated record. Lineage: Eukaryota; Metazoa; Arthropoda; Insecta; Hymenoptera; Colletidae. The coding region runs from base 2949 to 5567 and encodes 872 amino acids. The transcript has 24 exons.
UAAACAAUUUUUUCUAUACAUGCUGAUGAAUUAAAAACUUUUUCUGUAAUGUACAAUAGAAAAGGUAAUAAAUCAGGUUCAUGCUUCAAUCAGGGAGGCUGAGAGUAUGAUUCACUAUGAUAACAUGUUCGUAAGAGCUAAAGUCACUAAGAAACAUUCCAUCGUUAAAAUGGAUCUGUUCAUGCAAUGUCGUUACCAUAAAAAAAAAAUAAUUUCAUCUAAGAUUGCUCUAAACACAAAUUUUAAUAAAAGCCUCUUCAUGGGUAAUAUAAAAAAAAGAUUAAAAUCUAUUACUUUGUAUAAAAACUUUACUACACUAAAAAAUUCGACAAGAUUGUUCAAUGCAUGACACUGUUCAUCAUACUUAUGUAAACUCUUAUCUUGAGUACUGUCUGAUCUACAGUAAGACUUUUGAUUCAAUUCCUACAAAACGCCUAAUUCUAAUAUAGAAUAAGGUUAUUUGAGGUCUUACAUUAACUAGGGAUGUCUACUACUAUUCAUACGUUUUCUAAAUUGGCCUUCAUUUAUUAACAACGAGAUUCAGUAGAAAAAGUGUAAAUGUCAGCUAUUUUUAUUUUUUCCCUAGCUGUUAUACUUCAAAACAUUUUUAAGGAGGUAUCUAUAAGCUAUCAUUUAGGUUUAAAUGGGUCACAUCCUUUUUCAUCAAGUAGAAUUCCACAAGCUGAAUCCAAUUUAACUUUGUCAUCUCACACACAUAUCAGGGAAAGCGUACCGCAAUGUAUCUUUUUCAUGAGUUGUAAUAGAGAAAACAUGGCAAAUCCUUUUUGGAAAAUCAUUUCUAAAACUAAUAGUUUAGGAUACAUUCUUAUGGGAGAUAAUAUUUAUGGGGAUUCCACUGACUUGCAAAAAGGCAUUCUUUUAGGCAUUUUAAAGUCGUUUUUAUUUCAUCCUAUCAGAAGCUUUUAUUCAUUAGUUCAUCGAACUGAAAAUUUGUUUUCUCCCACAAAUCCAGAGAUGCUCAAAUCGUCUUAUGAAACAUUUCAAUUCAAUUUAGAAUUUCAAAAUAUUCUUCAAUUACCAAACUUUCAAUUUAUUGUGGGUACAUGGGAUGAUCAUGAUUAUGGAAUUAAUGAUGGUGACAAAACAUACAUUUAUAAAAAAGAAUCGAAAAAACUUUUUUUGGAUUUUUUUAACGCAUCGAACGAUGACCCACGUCGAGCCGAUGAUUAUCAAGGUGUUUAUAGUGUUAAGUAUAUUGACUUACCCGUAUUCGGUCUAAAUCAGUCAUUAAAUAUCUCGAUCAUUUGCCUUGAUGCAAGAUAUAAUAAAGACCCAUGGUCUUAUGAACGCAGUUUAGGCGAUUUUCUUGGAACACAACAAUGGGAAUGGCUAACUUUAAUCUUAUCAGAAUCCAAAGCUGACGUUCAUCUUAUCAUAAGCAGUAUUCAAGUCCUUCAUAAGCAUAGAUUACCGAAUCAUGGGAUAAGUUUCCCACAGCUAAAAAACGUCUUUUAAAUCUUCUUUUACAAAAGAAAACUCGCAAUGUUUUUUUUCUUUCUGGAGAUGUUCAUUUUGCUGAAAUAACGUCAACCACAUGUAUCCCGUGGAAUCUGAAAACAAAUACAACGUAUCCUUUCGAGGUGACUCUUUGGGAAAUCACUUCUUCGAGUUUAACGCAUUCUAUAGGACUUCUCCCUUAUAAUUUUGGAUUCCUACUUGAUUUUUAUUUUCGUUGGAUCAAUCGUUCAAAUCAAGUCCAAGCUACUACGCUUGAGUCUCAUAUGUUUUCAGGUCUUAAUAUUGGUUCACUCCAUGCUAAGUGGAAUGAUAAGUUUAAGGCGAUCACACUCAACUAUGAAAUUCUUGAUCAAGCAGGGCGGUCUGUACUGAAUGCCCAAUUUGUACUAUCGAGUGUGCAUCAAAUUUGGGCUCAAAAAAUAGUUCAUGAUAUUCACUUAUCUCAAGAAAACUCUAUACUUUCAAACGCCUCUCUUUUGUCUUCACUGGAUUGGGACUGUGGGCCGAAAGAGAAUCCUUCUUAUGCACCACCACAUAUGCGCUCGACUAUAUAUCUCUUCAUUCUUGUCAUUUCCAUAUGUUACUCAUCAGUGUUCAUUUGUAUUUUAAUUUCCUCACUACGCAUUAUUUUAAUAAAGCUUGAAAAAAGAAAAUUAGCUAAACAACAUGGUAACAAGUUGGACGUGUAAAAAAAAUGCCAUUUUUGCUUCACAUAAUUUCCUUACACCCACGUUUCCCUUUAAACUCAAAAUGUUCCUUUGACGUUUGCAUAUGCUCCACUCAUUUUAGAUUAUAAGAGCGCAGUGUUAACUCGUUUUUGUUAAAACGUCAUAUUGUUCGACUAGAGUAUGAGUCGCGUUACCACUCUUAAAUAAAAAUAAAGAAAAUGUGAAAACAUGCCUUGUAACAACUCGAGUUAGUUAAAAAAAAAUUCGCUAUUGAAAACACGCGUUAAAACAAUUCUAGUAAAAUUGAAACCAAUGUACUUCUUUUUUUUGUAUGAAGAACAAAAUUCACCAGAUUUUAAAGUCCAUAAUGUUUGCUUUCUAGUGACUAAACAAAAAAAAAGCUUGUUUUUUUUUCUUUUGCGUCAUCGUAGAGUCUUAAAAAAAACCCUUCUUCUCUUUUAAUGGACAAAUAUCUAAGCUGUUGACUUAAAAUACUAGUCUCUGACAGCACUCACAUUCAUAAACACCUCUUGAUCACCUGUGGUUUCUCUUUACACGUCUCAAGUCAUUUAUUCUCUACCCUUUUGAAAUCUCGGGUCCUUAUAAAGCGAGCAUCGUGUCACAGACGCUCUUAUAUCUGUUGAUACCAAUCUCAACAUGAUGAGAACCAUUGAAACAGACUCGUAAGUAAAACAAUAACAAGUAUCUUGUCAAGGCAAGUGUAAUUUUUUUUUGUUUGAAAAAAAGUUAUGACAAACUAAUUCAAUUUGGCAUUUUAUAAAAUUUGCAUUUCUACCCAUUAUGGAUAAAACAAACACUCUUCAACUUGAUUCAAUUCAAAGCAAUGCUUCACGCAUUUUAAUAAAAAAAGAUACCCUUGUUACUGAUCCAAAUACAAGUAGAGAGAAUGGGUUACAGCCCGUGUCAAAAGAUUUACACACCACUGACACCUUGCCCAUGCUCAAGAAUGAUACAUUAGUACCAAUGUUGGAAGAAAAAAACGGCUUAGCACAAACAAUGCAAAUCCACGAUGACGUAUUCCAAGAACCGCCAAAAUUGGAGAAUCAAAAAAAAAAAAACGCUGACGUGCCUAUAAAAACAAUAGAAAACUCUUUGGAUAGAGAAUCGAGUGACGACGUCAAAAUUAAUGUGUUGACUAACAUGAUGCUUGCAUGGUCACUAGCGGUUCACCGUGUGGAAAAUGGUUUAAAAAUGAAUCAACAUUUUGAAAAUUUUUUUAAAGACAUUGUUAAACAUGAAGAAGCUUCUUGUCGUUCUUUGAAAAAUCUUUGUUUAAAUUUCACAGCUUUAGCGGAAAAGGAAAAUAAAAAUUGGCUCGAUACUGUUGUCGUUUUAUCGCGAAAUAUGUUACAUCGAUCGGAACAAGCACAUGACCUUGCUAAAAAUAUACAACAGGAUGUUCUGGAUUCAACUUUGUCUUUAACAAACCGUAACAAUGGGCGCGCGUUACAACAAAUUGUUGCACAUUGCACACUUUUAGAUACAGAAUUGAGAACAAUAUUGAAGCAGUACUCAGAGAUUCAUAACACUUUUCUUAAAACCAAAGAAUCCAUUCAACUAUUGUCCACGAAAUUUCAAGUGUUACGAUAUAAAUGUCGACAAAAUCCCUUUGAUCGUAUUAAUUUAGCGACGAGGCUUUUAAAACGAAUUCAAGAGUUCUAUUCGUUAGAGAAGAGUCUCGAAAGGCAUAGAGAAGCUUCAAAGCAGGCAAAAUAUGAAUAUGAAAUCAGGAUGCGUCAUAUACUGAAUUCGUUAAGGGAUAUCGAAGUUAAGAGAAAUUCAAGUUUAAAAGACGCCAUAGGAAAAUAUAUGGUUUACCAAACGAGUACUUUACGAAAUAUGCAAUACGACAUGGAUGUUACGAUUCAGUCAAUAACACAAAUACCUCAAAACAACGUUUUGGAAGGCCUUUUGGAAAGCACAGUCCAGGAAAAAGAAAACCAGGAGAUGUCAAAAAACAGUCAUAAGACUGUAAACAGCUUAACAAAUGUCAAAUUAGAUGCGUGUGGAACUCAAACAAGCAACGUACCACAUUUACCCAAUUCAAAUAAUUUUCAUACAUUACUUCAAAAUGCGACACAGAUUGAAAACGACAUUGAUGCUAUUUCUCUACUCAACCCAAUUGAAAAAGUUUCUCGCGUCGCUUGCGAUUUUUUGAAAAACAAUCCAUUGAACGUAGCUUUACAAACAGCUGUGAAUCACUUAUCCUCUUCUUCCAUGUCUAAUAAAUUUUAUCCGUAUACUUUUCAUACCCUUGAAGAUCCACUUUCUAUAACAAAUGAAGAUUUAACAAAAAUAAACCAUACUAUAAAAACAAUGGAGGCGCAAACCUUAUCUAUCAAGCCUGAUUUUUUGACCCCGAUAGCUACCCGAUUAGAGCUUUGUGACCAUUAUCACCAGUUAUUUGAGCGUAUCUGGAACGCACACACACAAGAGGAUUUUCAUUCAAUUUAUGAGAACGUAGACCAGUUUAAAAAUGUUGCCUUUUAUCCCAGCCAUAGACAAGCUUUCGUGAACGAACUUUCCAACUUUUAUCUCACCGAGCGGUAUCUUUUACCUUCCUCAGAGUCACUUAGCCUUCUUGGCGUUUUAACAAACAUUUUGCUUUCUAUCUGUGAUCACCAUUGGGAUCUUGAUACUGCACGCGCUUUAAUGAUCUUAUGCCAAGUAUUCUACACAAAAUCUUCUUUCAACCAUGAGACGGAGUUGAAAAUCCUUGCGACUCAUUGUGGAAAUAGUCAACUGUCGCAGACAAUAACAAAGACACCCACAAAACCAUUCAAUUUGAAAACUCACGAGGAGAAAUUGAACGUUCCUGUUUCAUUCAACCUGACGUCGGAGGACGACCCUUUAAAUGAAAUGUUUGAAAAACGGGUUGAAGAAUCAUUCCGGAUUCAACCUAUUGACAAAAAAAACACUACAAUAUAUCUUUACAGUCUUGUGUACAAGUCGAACAUAUGGAAUCGGGUUCGUUUUUGGAAAGAAUGCUUGAUUCUAACGAUAGCAGAAAUACAUCAGGCGCGGUGGAUUGAAGAAAAUAACAAGACCUUUAUAAAUGACACGGAACCUAACAGAAUACUAAAACAACCUUCACACGACUCGGAUGAGUCUAUCCUUUGUGACACAAACGACACUCAACCCUUCACGUAUCGUUUCCCCCCAUUAAGCAUGCUUCUGCAGUUACAACAAAAUUUCGGGGUCUGUAUGUUGUUAUAUGGUAUACUGGAGUCUCAUGUUAUCAAUUUAAUAGAAAAUGUUGAAAAAGUAUUAAAUCUUCCGUCCCAUUUCACAAAAUCUCUUUUAGAGUCUGUGGAAACCUACAAUCAACGCCUUUCACAGGCAGACUCACCCUGUAAGUUUCCUCCUUUCGCCCCGCAAACCUCAUGGCAUAUUAAUUAAGUCAAAUUGAUCAACUUACAUCAUUUCCGUCCUUAACGAAC